Equus quagga is the source of this 936-nucleotide messenger RNA. Its product is annotated as olfactory receptor 8S1-like. The record is from RefSeq and is a predicted model, not a curated record. Gene Ontology annotation, biological process: G protein-coupled receptor signaling pathway. The coding region runs from base 1 to 936 and encodes 311 amino acids. NCBI's taxonomy places the organism in Eukaryota, Metazoa, Chordata, Mammalia, Perissodactyla, Equidae. The transcript has a single exon. Gene Ontology annotation, molecular function: G protein-coupled receptor activity; olfactory receptor activity. Gene Ontology annotation, cellular component: membrane.
AUGGCCUUGAGAAACCACAGCACCAUAGCUGAGUUCAUUCUCAUCGGGCUGUCUGCUGACCCCAGAGUCCAGGUUCUGCUCUUUGUGCUGUUUCUGGGGACUUACCUCCUGACCCUGAUGGGGAACCUGAUGAUGCUGCUGAUAAUCAGAGCUGAUUCCCACCUCCACACGCCUAUGUACUUCUUUCUGAGUCGCCUGUCUUUCGUGGAUCUUUGCUUCUCUUCAGUCACAGUGCCCAAGCUUCUGGAGAACCUCCUGUCUAAAAGAAAAAUCAUUUCAAAAGAGGGAUGCCUGACUCAAGCCUUCUUUGUGUUUGACAUUGGAGGAACAGAAAUCUUCCUGCUCUCUGCCAUGGCCUAUGACCACUAUGCUGCCAUCUGCUACCCUCUGAUCUAUGGCCAGGUGAUGAGCAGCCAGCUGUGUAUGAAUCUGGUGUGGGCUUCAUGGGGCCUGGGUUUUCUGGACGCGGUUAUCAACAUCCCCCUGGCUGUGAAGUUGAACUUCUGUGAGGUCCAUACCAUCCCCCACUAUAGCUGUGAGCUGCCUUUUCUCUUCCCUUUGUCCUGCUCUGAUAUCUCCACCAAUGUCACUGUCCUGGUCGGCUCCACACUGCUGCAUGGCUUUGGUACAUUUUUCCUGAUAUUCUUCUCCUACACACGCAUUGUCUCCACCAUCCUGACCAUCAGGUCCAACACAGGCAGAAGCAAGGCCUUCUCUACCUGCUCCUCCCACCUCACUGCAGUGAGCUUCUUCUGCGGCUCAGCUUUCCUCUGUCAUCUCAUGCCAACCUCAGGUUCAUCUCCGGAGCUGAUCUUCUCCAUACAGUAUGGUGUGCUCACUCCCUUAGUGAAUCCCCUCAUCUACAGCCUGAAAAACAAAGAAGUAAAGGCAGCUCUGAGAAGAACUUUGGGGAAAUGUUUGCAAUGGCACAGGUAG